AUGCUUGUGUCGUCGUCACAUCCAGACCGCAUCCCCAUGCUCUCGCCGGAAACCAUCAGGGCUCUCAAGUAUUACAAACACGAAGUGGCCGCAUACACCCUCCGCCAGUGGAACAAUGCAAAGAUCGAGUCCGAGAGAAAAGAGCGAGAUAGGAGGCGACGACGCGCGGAUUUGAUCGCUCAGAGAACAGCCGCGGCCGCGGCUAGCUCGCCUAAGACCACGGCGGCUACUCACCAGCAUCAUCAUCAUGCGGUGAGAGGCGUUUCCGACUCUUCUUCCGAUCCGCGGCGCCCGCCCGGUGCAUCGGGGAUGCAUACGAGCGUGGCUGGUGCCAGUUUGGGCAAACAGCGGACCAGUGGAAGCGACGAGAAUGAAAAUGGACCUUUGAUGAUGGUCAGUCGAAGGCGCUCAGAACGCGCACAGACCACAAUCACGCAGGCACCCCGUUCUUCAUACGGUGCUGGCUCAACUCACUUGCCUGCAUCGCUACCAGUAGUACCACCUCAUUAUCCACGCCACCAUACGGCUGCACCGGUUGUCCAAUCUGCAGUCGGUAAGCACCGCCAGCACCGCGCUCAUGAACCGCACCGUUCACAGCACCAACGGCCCAACUCCAAGUCUCAUUCUCCUGCCCGCCUUGGAGCUCUUGAUCAAACCUCCAACCUCCCAUCGUAUGCUUUUGACAGACCAACCAUCCACCAUCUUGAGUCCGUUCUGGCAACCCUUGAUCUGGACGAGUCGCAUCGUCCAUCGGGUUCGGCUUCGACGCCACCAAUUCCUAUUCCUCCUCGUUCCAAGGAGGAACAAGACCAGGAUGAAGACUCACUUGUGCAAUCUGUGCCCAGCAAUAUCUCUCCCUCGUCUUCGUCGUCCAGCCACCACCGGCCUGCACGUGCUCUAGGCUUUGCGGCGCAUCUCGGCAUGACGAGCAUCUCAAACGACGACGCCUCAGGUAGCAUUGCGUCGUCCUCUGUCGGUCUAACUGAUUCGGCAUCUACGUCGAACCCGACGUCGGAAGGAAGCUCUCGUAUGGGCUCGUUCUCCGAGACGGGCCAUGCGCUGCACAAUGUUCGCAUUGCGCUCAAAGAUAUUUCAGAGGUGACUCCGAUGGCCGACGAUUUGGACGCGUGGCCGAUUAGAAUGUACGGCGACGGUAUUCGCGUCCAAGGGGAUGACGAUCACGUUGUCGGGCCGCUGGAGCACCACUGA
Serendipita indica DSM 11827 is the source of this 1209-nucleotide messenger RNA. Lineage: Eukaryota; Fungi; Basidiomycota; Agaricomycetes; Sebacinales; Serendipitaceae. The record is from the annotation of a GenBank genome assembly.